GGAGCCGGAAGCGGAAGCCAGAUACCGGAAGCCGUGUAUACCGGCGCCUGCGAUGGCUGAAGCUGCGGCUGUCGCGGCUGAAUCUCUAGCGGGCGGCAGGGCGCGAGCGGCGCGCACGGUGCUAAAUCAGGUAGUGCUCCCGGGUGAGGAACUGCUCCUACCGGAGCAGGAGGACGCAGAAGGCCCUGGCGGUGGAGGGGAGCGACCGUUGCGCCUGAAUGCUGGAGCGCGCUCGCGGGUGCGCGUAGUGUGCGGCCCGGGCUUGCGGCGCUGUGGGGACCGCCUUCUGGUCACCAAGUGCGGCCGCCUCCGUCACAAGGAGCCGGGCAGUGGCAGCGGCGGUGGCGUUUACUGGGUGGAUUCGCAGCAGAAACGGUAUGUUCCAGUGAAAGGAGACCAUGUGAUUGGCAUAGUGACAGCUAAAUCUGGAGAUAUAUUCAAAGUUGAUGUUGGAGGGAGUGAGCCAGCUUCUUUGUCUUACUUGGCAUUUGAAGGUGCAACUAAAAGAAACAGACCAAAUGUGCAGGUUGGAGAUCUCAUCUAUGGCCAAUUUGUCGUUGCUAAUAAGGAUAUGGAACCAGAGAUGGUCUGUAUUGACAGCUGUGGACGAGCCAAUGGAAUGGGUGUGAUUGGACACGAUGGCCUGCUUUUUAAAGUGACGUUGGGCCUAAUUAGAAAGCUGUUAGCUCCAGACUGUGAAAUCAUACAGGAAGUGGGAAAACUCUAUCCACUGGAGAUAGUGUUUGGAAUGAAUGGAAGAAUAUGGGUUAAGGCAAAAACCAUUCAACAGACUUUAAUUUUGGCAAACAUUUUGGAAGCUUGUGAACACAUGACAACAGAUCAAAGAAAACAAAUCUUCUCCAGAUUGGCAGAAAGUUGAUCUAUGUGGACUUUUUUAAUGGGUCAGUUGAGCCAAGAAACUAAGUUUCCUGGGGAAAACUUUUUUCAUUGAACCUCUCCCUUUUAAAUCUUCAGAAGACAAACGUGAAUGUGCAUACUCUCUUAUUACAGUCCUAAAUAAAAUAUUUUUGUAAGUUGCUGAUUUUUCACACAUGCUCUUGUGGGAGAGAAAAUCAUUAUAGAGUCAUGAUGUAGUUUUUUGUUCUGUACAAUAAAGUUUACUAAAAA
Molecule: messenger RNA, 1128 nt
Organism: Microcebus murinus (gray mouse lemur)
Lineage: Eukaryota; Metazoa; Chordata; Mammalia; Primates; Cheirogaleidae
Gene: EXOSC3
Product: exosome component 3
Biological process (GO): poly(A)-dependent snoRNA 3'-end processing; nuclear polyadenylation-dependent rRNA catabolic process; TRAMP-dependent tRNA surveillance pathway
Cellular component (GO): cytoplasmic exosome (RNase complex); nuclear exosome (RNase complex)
Molecular function (GO): RNA binding
Source: RefSeq, a predicted model, not a curated record